UUAUAAGUCUCUGCGGACUCACAGACUCCGCAGACCUGGAGGAUGCUGCUCUUGGGGUCCCCAGCCCUCCUCCUGCUGCUCUGGGGGCCCCUGGCCCUGACAGAGGCCUGGGCGCGCUCCCACUCCCUGAGACACUUCCUCACCGCUGAGUCCCGGCCCGGAUAUCGUAAGCCCAGCUUCGUGGUCGUCGGCUACGUGGACGACACGCAGUUCGUGCGGUUCGACAGCGACUCCGCGAGCCGGAGGAUGGAGCCGCGGGCACCGUGGAUGGAGCAGGAGGAGCCGGGCUAUUGGGACCUGAACACGCGGAAUGCCGAGGUCGCGGCACAGAGUUUCCGACUGAACCUGGACAUCCUGCGCGGCUACUACAACCAGAGCCAGGACGGGUCUCACACGCUCCAGUGGAUGUUUGGCUGCGAAAUGGGACCGGACGGGCGCCUCCUCCGCGGUUAUGACCAGGCCGCCUACGAUGGCACCGACUACCUCACCCUGAACGAGGACAUGCGCUCCUGGACAGCAUCCAACACCCCUGCUCAGAUCACCCGGCGCAAGUGGGAGGCAGAAGGUGUAGCUGAGGAAAGGAGACAUUACCUGCAGGGGGAGUGCCUGGAGUGGCUGCACAGAUACCUGGAGAAAGGGAAGGAGGAGCUGCAGCGCACAGACCCUCCAAAGACACACGUGACCCACCACCCCAUCUCUGACCGCGAGGUCACCCUGAGGUGCUGGGCCCGGGGCUUCUACCCUGCGGACAUCAGCCUGACCUGGCAGCGUGAUGGGGAGGAGCAGACCCAGGACAUGGAGCUUGUGGAGACCCGGCCCGCGGGGGAUGGGACCUUCCAGAAGUGGGCGGCCCUGGUGGUGCCCCCUGGAGAGGAGCAGAGAUACACGUGCCAUGUGCAGCACGAGGGGCUGGCCGAGCCCCUGACCCUGAGAUGGGAGCCGCCUCCUUGGGCCACCAUGGCCCCUGUGGGCCUUGUUAUGGGCCUGGUCAUCCUUGGAGCUGUGGUCACUGGAGCUGUGGUCGCUGUGUUCACUGGAUUGAUGUGGAGGAGGAGGAAUCGCUCAGGUGGACAAGGAUGGAGCUAUUCUCAGGCUGCCAGCAGCGAUAGUGCCCAGGGCCCUGAUGUAUCUUUCUUGGCUUUUAAAGGUAAAAUCCUGAUGUAACCAGAGGACAGGACCGGGUGAUGGGGAUUCUUGGGACAGAGUGAGCCUGCAUGGACUGUUGAGAAUGUCACCACUUACAGCCACAGAGUUGAAUAUUUCAUGAUCAUUUUUUUCCACAGCGUGUGGCAUGUGCCUUGUGGGGGGAGAAGUGAUGGGAGAUUUGUUCUGUUCGUGCUCCCACUUUGUCAUUCAAGAACCUCUGAUUUCUUUCUGCCAAUGGCAUCUGAAUGUGUGUGUUCCUAUCAGCAUAACAUGAGGAGGUGGGAGGCUGGCCCAACGCUCCCACCACUGGCCCUUCUCACACUUUCCUGUCCAUCAGAGCCUGGCUGGGCCCUCCCCAUCCCUGUCUUUACUUGGUGGUGCUCAGUGUGGGACUGAGUCAUGGGAGAUUUAUCCACACUCCCACUUUGUGACUCAAGUGAAAGGUUAGCCUGGUGAUAUGCGGGCAGGCUACAUAGCCAUUUGAAUGCAAAUAAAGAAAAAUGGAAUUUAUUUAAGGAAAGAGAAUGGGGAUGUGAUACCAAAGGGAAGGGCUGCACAGCACUGAGCCUAGGGGAGGUUGGGUGGAUGAUGGCAACACCCACAAUUUUGAGUUUCAUCCUUAGACACAGUCACUGGCCGGAAACUCUGUGAGUGGGUCUGGGAGCUAAAUAGUUGGCUUGAAAGGGGAUGGAAUGCAGGUGUGGGAUCAGGUGCCUUUUGGAAAAUUUCAGUUGCUUAUAUGGUCUCACUCCUGGUGUCUGGCAAGUUUUUCCUGCUCUUGCUCCCCUGUGGUGGGAAGCUUACAAAUGGCCUUUAAGGGUUAUAUUGUCCGAUAGCCCUAACAUCAAGAACCUCUGAUUUAAAAAAAUAAAUUAAGAUUGUUAAUUCUCAAAAACAUAUAAUUACUAUCUGGCAAUAAUACUCUAGGGAAGUAGUUUUCCAGGUUAUAACUUUCUGUAGAAUAUAUUCAUUACAUUCCCUCAUUUGCCUGUAAGUUAACAUGGCUCCAAAAUUUAAAGGCCUGGUUCCCAAAUGAAUGUGGAAGUGUUAAAAUACGUGUGAUUAUGCACACAUUUUAUUCUCUGCACUGCUGUUUUGUUUUAAAUAUUUCAUUUAAAAUUUUUAUUAACAUUACUUGCUUGUUCAAUGCUUUUGUGAUGGAUCAAUUAAAAUUAUUUUCAAUAUAAAAACUAAAAAUAAAGAACUUCUGAUUUCUUUCUGCAAAGGG
Messenger RNA from Eptesicus fuscus (big brown bat), 2374 nucleotides. Its product is annotated as patr class I histocompatibility antigen, A-126 alpha chain-like. NCBI's taxonomy places the organism in Eukaryota, Metazoa, Chordata, Mammalia, Chiroptera, Vespertilionidae. Gene Ontology annotation, biological process: positive regulation of T cell mediated cytotoxicity; antigen processing and presentation of endogenous peptide antigen via MHC class I via ER pathway, TAP-independent; antigen processing and presentation of endogenous peptide antigen via MHC class Ib. Gene Ontology annotation, molecular function: peptide antigen binding; signaling receptor binding. Gene Ontology annotation, cellular component: external side of plasma membrane. The record is from RefSeq and is a predicted model, not a curated record. The coding region runs from base 43 to 1164 and encodes 373 amino acids. The transcript has 7 exons.